Messenger RNA from Clunio marinus, 210 nucleotides. The record is from the annotation of a GenBank genome assembly. Lineage: Eukaryota; Metazoa; Arthropoda; Insecta; Diptera; Chironomidae.
AUGAAAAAUUAUGCAAUAACACAAAAUGCCUUUUUACCCUUCGUAUCAUCCCAUGAAAUCUUGGGAGUUAACUCACUACCACUAAAACUAGAAAAAGAAUUAAGAGAGUAUAAAAUUUGCAAAGAUCAAAUCGCUAUAAAACAAGACAUCAGCGAAUUGAAGUCUCAUAUUCUAACUUUAGGAACGAUUGGAAGCACAUCCAAGAAAUAA